GAAGAUAAAGUUUGACCAUUGAAUACUAAAGCGGAAUCUUAUUUUGGGAUGAAUGGAUAACUAUCUAGUGUAGCAAUAUGUCGUCUAACUAAGUUUCAUUUUUUCCUUUUUGGUAAAAUUCUUGUGGCAGUAUUUGCAAUGCUAGGAGUUGAGUGUCUUGUAUAUAGCUUAGUUAUGGUUGGGUGGUUCAUUGUAACUAUAACAUUUCUUGUGAGUGGCAUAUUUCUCCUAGUUAAUAACCUUGUUGGAGAUACAUGUGUUGCGAUGAACAAAUGGCUACAAAAUCCAACUGCAGAUUCAGCUCUAGAAAAUAUAAUCCCCAACAUAGACAACCAAAUUACUAAGAAAAUUCUGUCUGCAACAAAGGAUGUUACUUAUGGAGUUGUCGAGGUGACAAAUACUUAUAUUUCCAACGUCUCCAAUGCCAAUGCGACAUCUUAUGCAGGUGCAUCGUACUAUAACCAAUCAGGCCCGUUGGUUCCUUUGCUCUGCAACCCUUAUAAUGAGGAUGAUACCGAUAGGCAUUGUGCACCCCAUGAAGUUAACUUCGAGAAUGCAUCCGAGGCUUGGGAGAAGUACAUGUGCGAUGUUUCUUUAGUUGGGAAUUGUGUCACCCCGGGGCGUUUGACACCGUUGGGUUACAAGCAAAUCACUGCACUUGUUAAUGUUAGCUCUGGUCUGUACCAUGGGAUGCCCUUUGUGAUUGAGCUAAUGAAUGGCACAUUUCUCAAGAAAACACUCUCCGAUUUGAGCAAAAUGUUGUGCUCCAGCAUAGAGGAAUACUCGAAGUGGGUCUUCGCGUGGCUUGUAGCUUCGUCAACGAUGCUAAUGUUUUUGCUGGUUCAUUGGAUCGUUUAUUCUGAACAGAGAAGGUGCCGGGCGUAUACUAAGAAAACUGAUGCGGCUUUGUACUGGAAAAAACUUUCUUGUUAAUGUGUUCACAGUUUGAUUUUGCUUUAUAUGCAACUAAUGCAAGGAGUAAAUUUGGGAUCUGAAAGGAGAUUCAUAUCAGUGUGUUGAUAAAUUGGAGGCGGAAUAUAAGAUCUGACUCUUCUCCAAUUUAUAUAUGGAGAUGAGAAGGUGAGUAUUCUGCGAAUUUCAUGAAGUAUAUUGAAAGUGUGUCGUGGUCUCAAAAUCGUAGCCUCCGGUCACCUAAACCUUUGUGCUGCCCUUGAACGGGUGGGCUCGGGUCAGUGAAGAUGGCAGGGAAGAUGACUUCAGAAAUUUGCAGGGAGGAGACCUGUGUGCCGUGGCAAUUUGUGGCUGGCACUUCUUUCUGUCAUUAUCUUCCUGUUCUUUACUUUUUUUCCUUUGUAUUUAUAGACUUUUUUCCAUAUAAUUUAAAGUUUUGGGCUUAGUGUCAUUUGAUGUUUUUUUAGGUUUAGCCCAAAAGUUUUUUUUGUGUAAUUUGAGUCCCAAAUAAAACACUCACAAAAUGCAUAAACUUACCAUUUGUAUGUUUUAGUUUUUACUUUUUAAUUAUUUGAGACCAUUAUUUGAACCUA
Messenger RNA from Cuscuta campestris, 1505 nucleotides. The record is from the annotation of a GenBank genome assembly. Lineage: Eukaryota; Viridiplantae; Streptophyta; Magnoliopsida; Solanales; Convolvulaceae.